AUGUGUUGUGUGAGCUACUCCCGUACUUUGUUUAUCGUUACUAAACUUUACCCCGUUGAACUGGAAACUGUUUGCAAAAACAUUCAAAAAUUGUGACAAACCCCACAGGAAUAUGGGAUUGCUAUCCUUGCUGCGAAAGUUACGUUCAACACCGGAAAAGGAGUUACGCAUUCUGCUGCUCGGACUGGAUAAUGCAGGCAAAACGACCCUACUCAAACAGCUGGCUUCCGAAGAGGUUUCACAGGUAACUCCAACAGCAGGUUUCAACAUCAAAUCCGUAGUCUCCGAUGGUUUCAAGCUGAACGUGUGGGACAUCGGAGGUCAGAGCAAGAUUCGUCCCUACUGGAAGAACUAUUUCGAAAAUACCGAUGUGUUGAUUUACGUUAUCGAUUCCAGCGAUCGUAAGCGACUGGAGGAAACUGGUGACGAGCUGGCCGAGCUGCUACUGGAUGAUAAGUUGAAAAACGUCCCGGUGCUGGUGUUUGCCAACAAGCAGGACAUUGCCGGUUCUCUCAAGGCUUCCGAGAUUGCCGAAUGUUUGAAACUGGUCAAGCUGAAAGAUCGAACCUGGCAGAUUCAGGGUUGCUCCGCGCUACAGGGAACGGGCGUGAAGGAGGGAAUGGAUUGGGUUUGUAAAAGUAUUAGAAAGUGAUGGAGUAAUAUUAGUUGCCUUAUGAAAAAGUGUCUUUGCUUGUCUUUGCUCUCACCAUAUUGCUAUAAGAGCUAGAUUCCACGAUAUUUGCACGUUACCUGAAAAAGUUUCACCAACGAGUGCAAUACUUAGCAAUGAACCGAACAUGAAAUUAAUAAAAAGGUAAGAGGAGGGCUGGUUUUUAAUUGGUUCA
Topomyia yanbarensis is the source of this 845-nucleotide messenger RNA. RefSeq names its product ADP-ribosylation factor-like protein 3. Gene Ontology annotation, biological process: cilium assembly. The transcript is spliced from 5 exons. The record is from RefSeq and is a predicted model, not a curated record. Lineage: Eukaryota; Metazoa; Arthropoda; Insecta; Diptera; Culicidae. Gene Ontology annotation, cellular component: cytoplasm; microtubule cytoskeleton. Bases 113 to 652 code for a protein of 179 amino acids. Gene Ontology annotation, molecular function: GTPase activity; GTP binding.